CGACCCAGUUUUUCAUAUACUAUGAGAAUUAUCAUAUUCUUAUAGUAUUAUCAUAUACUCAUCGUCUGAUCGAGCGUUGCCGAGGCAGUAAACAGCGGCCUCAACGUAUACCAAAAGAAUAUUACCCGCUUGAAGUAGAAAAAAACACGGUGAUUGUGGUAAUAUUCAAAUUGACGAGAAGAUUUCACUAUAAGUAUGAGGCUGGAGGCGACGAAACCAUUAGAGGUAAUUGUUCUAAAAGGCGGGAUUUCUUUGGAGAGAAACAUUUCGUUAGCUUCUGGAGGUGCAGUUGCAGAAGCUUUGCGGAAAAGUGGACAUCAAGUACGGGAAAUUGAUAUCGUUGAGGGAUGCUUGCCAAACGAUAUGGGAACAGCUGAUGUCGUAUUUCCUGUAUUGCAUGGAGAUUUUGGCGAAGACGGCAAAUUGCAGGCUUUAUUAGAUGAAGCGGGCUAUAAGUACGUUGGAACUGGCGCUCAGGCGAGUGCUGUUACUAUAGACAAGUAUGAGACGGUAUGUUUACUCCGUAACAAGGGCAUAGAUGUUGCCGCAUCUCAAGUAUUGAAAUCCGUUGAUCAAGCAUUGUCGACGAUUCAUAAAUUUCCUGUAAUUGUAAAGCCGAAUAGUCAAGGUUCAAGUUUUGGAAUGAGUAUUGUCGAAGAGGAAGCCGAGCUGGGUGUCGCUAUACGAAAGGCAUUUACAGCGGACGAGAAAGUUCUGGUAGAAGAGUUCAUUUGUGGCUCAGAGACGAGUGUUGGACUUCUCUUCGGCAAAGCUUUGCCAGUGGUUGAAAUUGUCACCCCUGAGGGUUUUUAUGAUUACGAUGCCAAAUAUGUCUUCUCAAAAGGCAAGACAAUUUAUAAUUGUCCUCCCCAGAAUAUACCGCGUUUUGUUCAAGAGCGUAUGCAGGCAAUUGCAGAAACAUGUUAUACAGUCACCGGGGCCAGAGAUCUGCUGAGGGUUGAUAUGAUUUGGCAGCAAGAGUCAGAUCGGAUUGUUGUACUGGAGGUUAACACAAUGCCCGGCUUCACGUCGAGUAGUCUAUUGCCGAAAUCAGCUGCUCAAGUGAAUGUGGGGUUUAAUGAGCUCUGUCAUAAGCUAGCCGUGGCCGCUUUUAAAAGGUCAUAAUAUUAGGUGAACUGUAGACUUGUUACGGAGAGAAGUCAGCAGUGCUAUUCAUCAUCUUUGCGAGACAGCAUUUCAGGUACUGAUAGUAAUUGAACUACCGGGUCCCCUUCUGUAGCAAUUCCCCAAGUAAUCAACUAGUCUGAUUAGUAGUCUGAAAAUAAAGGCGUGCAGGAUGUAAAUUCUUCAAGCAUGAACCUAGA
Messenger RNA from Lineus longissimus, 1325 nucleotides. Its product is annotated as D-alanine--D-alanine ligase-like. Gene Ontology annotation, cellular component: cytoplasm. Lineage: Eukaryota; Metazoa; Nemertea; Pilidiophora; Heteronemertea; Lineidae. The transcript is spliced from 2 exons. The record is from RefSeq and is a predicted model, not a curated record. The coding region runs from base 196 to 1125 and encodes 309 amino acids. Gene Ontology annotation, biological process: peptidoglycan biosynthetic process. Gene Ontology annotation, molecular function: ATP binding; D-alanine-D-alanine ligase activity; metal ion binding.